Messenger RNA from Onychostruthus taczanowskii (white-rumped snowfinch), 1947 nucleotides. It is a transcript of the gene TP73, whose product is annotated as tumor protein p73. The record is from RefSeq and is a predicted model, not a curated record. The transcript is spliced from 13 exons. Gene Ontology annotation, cellular component: nucleus. The coding region runs from base 43 to 1947 and encodes 634 amino acids. Gene Ontology annotation, molecular function: RNA polymerase II cis-regulatory region sequence-specific DNA binding; protein binding; DNA-binding transcription factor activity, RNA polymerase II-specific. Gene Ontology annotation, biological process: regulation of transcription by RNA polymerase II; protein tetramerization; apoptotic process. Lineage: Eukaryota; Metazoa; Chordata; Aves; Passeriformes; Passeridae.
GCCAGGGUGAUCUAUCCUCUGUCGGACUCCCCUGCUCUGAAGAUGUCCCAGUCAUCCCCGGCUGACGAAGGCCCCACGUUCGAGCACCUCUGGAGCUCGCUGGAACCAGACAGCACCUACUUCGACCUGCCUCCAGCCAACCCCAGCAGCAGCAGUGAGGUCUCCAACAGCACAGAGGUCACGAUGGACGUGUUCCAGAUGAGGGGCAUGACUGACUCGGUGAUGUCCCAGUUCAAUUUGCUGAACAACAGCAUGGAUCAGAGCAUCGGCAGCAGAGCAGCCUCCACCAGCCCCUACAGCUCCGAGCACACCUCCAAUGUCCCAACGCAUUCUCCCUACUCGCAGCCCAGCUCUACCUUCGACGCCAUGUCCCCGGCCCCCGUCAUCCCCUCCAACACCGACUACCCUGGUCCCCACCACUUCGAGGUGACCUUCCAGCAAUCCAGCACCGCCAAGUCAGCCACCUGGACAUACUCCCCGCUGCUGAAGAAGCUGUACUGUCAGAUCGCCAAGACAUGCCCCAUCCAGAUCAAGGUGUCCACCUCGCCACCCCCGGGCACCAUCAUCCGGGCCAUGCCCGUCUACAAGAAGGCAGAGCACGUCACCGAGGUGGUGAAACGCUGCCCCAACCACGAGCUGGGCCGCGACUUCAAUGACGGCCAGUCAGCUCCUGCCAGCCACCUCAUCCGGGUGGAAGGCAACAACCUGUCCCAGUACGUGGAUGACCCGGUGACGGGGCGGCAGAGCGUGAUGGUGCCCUACGAGCCCCCGCAGGUGGGGACCGAGUUCACCACCAUCCUGUACAACUUCAUGUGCAACAGCAGCUGCGUGGGAGGGAUGAACAGGAGGCCCAUCCUCAUCAUCAUCACCCUGGAGACGAGAGACGGCCAGGUCCUGGGCAGGAGAUCCUUCGAGGGGCGGAUCUGUGCCUGUCCCGGCAGGGACCGGAAAGCCGACGAGGAUCAUUUCCGAGAGCAGCAAGCCCUGAACGAGAGCACGGCCAAGAACGGCAAUGCCAACAAGCGCACCUUCAAGCAGAGCCCCCAGGGCAUCCCAGCGCUGGGCACCGGCGUUAAGAAACGGAGGCACGGAGAGGAGGAGAUGUACUACGUGCCUGUGCGAGGCCGGGAGAACUUUGAGAUCCUGAUGAAGAUAAAGGAGAGCCUGGAGCUGGUGGAGCUGGUCCCGCAGCAGCUGGUGGAUUCCUACCGGCAGCAGCAGCAGCAGCUCCUGCCGAGGCAGAGCCAGCUGCAGACACCUUCCUCCUAUGGCCCCGUGCUUUCCCCCAUGAAUAAAGUCCACGGCGGAGGAAUCAACAAGCUGCCCUCUGUGAACCAGCUGGUGGGGCAGCCUGCCCAGCACAGCUCCAGUUCUGCACCCAGCCUGGGCCCCAUGGGACCUGGAAUGCUGAACAGCCACCCCAUGCAGACCAAUGGAGAAAUGAAUGGGGGCCACUCAUCCCAGUCCAUGGUGUCCGGGUCACACUGCACCCCCCCUCCUCCCUACAACGCAGACCCCAGCCUCGUCAGUUUUUUAACAGGAUUGGGGUGUCCAAACUGCAUCGACUAUUUCACCUCACAAGGGUUACAGAAUAUUUACCACCUGCAGAACCUAUCCAUAGAGGAUCUCGCAGCACUGAAGAUCCCGGAGCAGUACCGCAUGAUCAUCUGGCGUGGUCUGCAGGAGCUCAAGCAGAGCCACGACUACGGGGCCCAGCAGCUGAUCCGCUCCAGCAGCAGCAACGCCUCCACCAUCUCCAUCGGCAGCUCGGGCGAGCUGCAGCGGCAGCGGGUGAUGGAGGCCGUGCAUUUCCGCGUGCGCCACACCAUCACCAUCCCCAACCGCGGCGCGGCCGACGACUGGGCCGACUUCGGCUUCGACCUCCCGGACUGCAAAUCCCGCAAACAGUCCAUAAAGGAGGAGUUCACGGAGGGAGAGAUCAACUGA